AGCUAACGCCUACUCUAAAGGUUAGAUAACAAGAAUUAAAUAUUUAUCAGUGAUGUCUAAUUGUCAUUGAAAGGUCAAUUAGUAAAAGAUAUUUGAAUAAAUAUCAGUAAUAAAUAAUGGCUGAUUCAAAAAAGAGUGGAGAAAUUUUUAAUCCAACAGAUCAUCAGCAUAUCAGAUUUAAUCCAUUAAAAGGUGAAUGGGUACUAGUGUCACCUCAUAGAAUGAAAAGACCUUGGGGUGGACAAGUAGAACCUUCAAAUGAUGAAGAUCCUCCGGAGUAUGAUCCAAAUAAUCCAUUGUGUCCUGGAAACCCUCGAGUUAAUGACAAAGUGACACCGAAAUACGAACAUACAUAUUCAUUUGUUAAUGAUUUUCCUGCAUUACUUGAAGAUGUACCUGGACCACCGGUAUCAGAUGAUGAAUUAUUUCAAAUGGCAGAAGCACGUGGAACUUGUAAAGUCAUGUGCUUUCAUCCAAAAUCAAAUGUUACUAUUGCGUUGAUGAAAAUUGAUGAAAUUGUUGAAGUUAUUAAACAAUGGAUCAAUGAAAUGAUAGAAUUAGGAAAAAAGUGGACUUGGGUACAAAUAUUUGAAAAUCGCGGUGCGUUAAUGGGAUGCAGUAACGCACAUCCUCAUUGUCAAAUUUGGGCAAGUUCAUUUUUGCCAUUUGAAGCCAAAAGAAAAGAUUUAAAUCUUCAUGAAUAUCAUUCACGUCAUCAACGUCCACUUUUAAUUGAUUAUGUUGAAAAAGAAUUAAUUAAAAAGGAACGUAUUGUAAUAGAAAAUCGUGACUGGGUAGUCGUGGUCCCAUUUUGGGCAGUAUGGCCUUAUGAAACGAUGUUAUUACCAAAGAAACAAAUCACCAGAAUCCAAGAUCUUACAGCAGAUCAGCAAGAAUCACUGGCAUCUAUAAUGAAAAGAUUGUGCACUAAAUAUGAUAAUUUAUUUUUAUGCUCAUUUCCAUAUUCAAUGGGCUGGCAUGGUGCACCAACAGGACCAUUGAUCGAGAAAGAUUCACAACACUGGACAUUCCACGGUAUUUAUUUACCACCUUUGCUACGGUCAUCCUCAAUAAAAAAGCAUAUGGUCGGCUAUGAAUUAUUAGCACAAGCCCAGAGAGAUUUGACCCCAGAACAAGCUGCUGAAAAAUUACGUAGUCUACCUGAUGCUCACUAUCGUCAUCCAGAGACUAGUUUAACUCCCGAUUUGAUUGCCAAAUACAACUAAUAUAUUACUUAUUAGAUAAAUUUUAAUUACUUGCUUGGAGCAGACUGUAAAAUUAUUCUUUAGACAAAUAAUUAAUCAAAACAACAUAAAAAUGUAUAGUAAUCAAUUAAUAUAUAUACAUAUUUAUUGUAAAAUAGUUAAAGAAAUAAUUAAUAUAUUGGAAAUGUUGAA
Messenger RNA from Microplitis mediator, 1397 nucleotides. It is a transcript of the gene Galt, whose product is annotated as probable galactose-1-phosphate uridylyltransferase. The transcript is spliced from 5 exons. The coding region runs from base 117 to 1226 and encodes 369 amino acids. Gene Ontology annotation, cellular component: cytoplasm. Lineage: Eukaryota; Metazoa; Arthropoda; Insecta; Hymenoptera; Braconidae. Gene Ontology annotation, biological process: beta-D-galactose catabolic process via UDP-galactose, Leloir pathway. The record is from RefSeq and is a predicted model, not a curated record. Gene Ontology annotation, molecular function: UDP-glucose:hexose-1-phosphate uridylyltransferase activity; zinc ion binding.